Artibeus jamaicensis (Jamaican fruit-eating bat) is the source of this 421-nucleotide messenger RNA. Its product is annotated as metallothionein-2. Gene Ontology annotation, molecular function: metal ion binding. The record is from RefSeq and is a predicted model, not a curated record. NCBI's taxonomy places the organism in Eukaryota, Metazoa, Chordata, Mammalia, Chiroptera, Phyllostomidae. Bases 93 to 278 code for a protein of 61 amino acids. The transcript has 3 exons.
CCGCCGCGCGCUCCGCUCCAGCACGCCUCCUCGAAGUCCUAGCGAUCCGAUCUGCAGCUGUCCUCGGACUCCAGCCACCUCUUUAGCUCGCCAUGGACCCCAACUGCUCCUGCGCCACCGGCGACUCCUGCACCUGCGCCGGCUCCUGCAAAUGCAAAGAUUGCAAAUGCACCUCCUGCAAGAAGAGCUGCUGCACCUGCUGCCCCGUGGGCUGUGCCAAGUGCGCCCAGGGCUGCGUCUGCAAAGGAGCAUCGGACAAGUGCAGCUGCUGUGCGUGAUGGGGGGGAGCCUGCUCCCCGAUGUAAAUAGAGCAACGUGUACAAACCUGGAUGAUUUUUCUACAACCCUGACCCAUUUCCUACAUCUUCCCCCUUUUCUUCCCUAUGAAAUACGUGAAUAAUAAUAAAAGUUGUUGGCUUUA